Messenger RNA from Chaetura pelagica (chimney swift), 1116 nucleotides. It is a transcript of the gene MANSC4, whose product is annotated as MANSC domain containing 4. The transcript has 3 exons. The record is from RefSeq and is a predicted model, not a curated record. Lineage: Eukaryota; Metazoa; Chordata; Aves; Apodiformes; Apodidae.
AUGUGGGUCCAAACUUCACUGCAUCCGUGGAGGAGAAGGUGCCCUGACUAAGCCCAUUACAUUGAAGAGAUGGUUCUGCUGGUGGCAGUAGCACAAGUGCUGCUGGUCCUGGGUUUAUCUGUGGAGUCAGAUUCUCUCUGCUCACCCACCACCUUUUACAAAAACUGCUGGAUCCGGCGCUUCCCAGGUCUUCUGAUUGACCUGCAGGAAUCACAGAAGAGGGGAGCCCAGGUGCUGAAGGUCUAUGCAGAAGUCUCACCCCAGCAGUGCAGCAGAACCUGCUGUCUUCUGAGGAAUGUUUCCUGCAACCUAGCAGUGUUCUACCAUGUAGCUCUUUAUGAGAAUAUGAAUUGCCUGCACAUGUCUUGCCCAGCGUUGGAAAGUUGCAUACUAAAGGCUAGAAUCAAUGUAACUUUGUACAACAUCACAACAGGGAUGGAUCCCGAUCUUCUUAUUUUUGAAAAACUGACAUCCAGAGAGCCAAAUACUUACAACUCACUGAAUAAAUAUGAAAAGCAAAACAGCACAAAGGCCACUGGGUGGGAAAGAUGCCAGCAUCAUAAUGCCACGUCAAGUUCUCUUUUGCUCCAAGCUCCAUCUUCUACCACUAGCCACAGCUUAACAUCAAACACUUACACCUCCAGUACAAGCCCGAUGACACAAAAAACUGAAGUUACUACAUAUUCCAGGGCAGAAACUUUUCCACUGGAUGAUCAUUUUGCUGAGAGGACAAGCAGAGCUUCAGUAAGCACUAGGUCAAUCACCAGCUCAGACAAGAAGACUGCACACUCAACGUUGAUAUCCAAGUCUGCUGAGGUAUUAUCCCACAUGCCCACUCCUCCUCGUCAGAACAGCAGUAAGCAACACUUAAAUGAAACCAAAGGCUACAGUGGUAGGAAUUAUACUUCAGAUAAUGAGGCAUCUGCUUGGGAACCUGCAGCUUUGGGUGUCUGGUUGAUUCCUGUUGUUCUUUGCUCUUCUCUCAUCUUCCUUUGCUGUUGUAGUGUUGCUUUCACAGCAGGGCGCUGCAGAAAUAGGAGAGGUCGGUAUAAGCCCGUAAGAAGAACAAUGUCAAGACAAUUCAUAAAAUAUACCACUGUCAAAGGUAAUCUGUAA